AUGUCAAAUGGAUCAGAAGAAAGAAGUGAGCAUGCACAGGAGUUGCAUGGAUCACCAUCAACACCUUUGAUGACACCACAAGAACAAGCAAUUGAUGAGUUUUGGAGGAGAAGACAAGAGGACAUUGAGAACUUAAUGAACUUCAACUGUCACAAUUUACCCAUGGCCAAUAUUGAAGAAAUCAUUAGAGCCAAUCUUGGUACUGUCAUGACAUCAUCGGAUACUCCACCAUUUGUGACCAAGCUAUGUGAGCUAUUUAUCCAAGAACUGGCAAUCCGUGCUUGGAUGUGUGCCUCAUCCCAUGGCCGCUUCACCAUACUUGAAUCAGAUAUCACAGAGGCCAUUAAUUCUACCAAGCCUUAUAUUUUCCUCAAUGGUGUUCUCCAAAGGCAUGAGACAAAUCAUGAUCAGGAAUCCACAUCCAGCAAAACGUCCCAACUACUACAGGAAACACAAUUUCUUGCAGCAAGCUAUGAAAGUACCAAAACUGCCACACCAACCACAGUGACUCCUCUAGUGGACCAUGGAAAAGUUGUCGAUGGUGAUCAUCAAAAUAUUGUUGUGCCGAAAUGCCCUGAGAAUUAUGAUUGUACAAGUGGUAGCAACAUCCAUUCUACUAAGGAUAUGGUGGUUUCUAAGUCUACAUUGCACAAAUUAGUCGAAGAAGACUCAGUUUCCUGA
This is a messenger RNA of Miscanthus lutarioriparius, 681 nucleotides long. The record is from the annotation of a GenBank genome assembly. Lineage: Eukaryota; Viridiplantae; Streptophyta; Magnoliopsida; Poales; Poaceae.